AUGGCCCUUAGCGCAAAGUACCAACAGUUCCUCGGUGCGCCCGCCGUUGAGUUGCUGUCGGCCCAGGCCUCCAUCAACUACAUCACUACGCUCACCACUGUCGCCAAUCCUGCCGCCAUCCUCAAGCAUCUCACCGCCCAGGGCAAGCUGCUAACCAAGAAGAAUGAGAGGAUCCUCAAUACCAUUGAGGGCAGCGACAGCCUCUGUUUGGAGGUCGAAACCACAUUGGAACUCGUCGCCGGCGGCGGCGCCUUCCUCCCAGGUCUCGAUGACAACUUCAUCUCCGACCGGACUGUUGUCUUCCCCAUUGUGCACGUAGUCCAGUUCGAUGAGCAACAGAAAAUUCGCACUAUUCGACUUUAUUGGGACCAGGCCUCUUUGCUCAAGCAGGUCGAGGUCAUCGGCUCGCGCGCGCGCAACUGGCCUAUCCGCGACGGCAAGGACCAAGUGCGCCUCAUUACCUCCAGCACGUCUCUGGGUCAAACUUCAUCCACCGCAUCUGGUCGACAAGGCGCUCACGUGCGCGACGGAAGCGAGAACGAUAACGUUAGCAGACCGCAGACCGGCAAGAGCUCUGUCAGUGCGACUGGCGACCCGCAUGCGAGCCUCUCUCUCUUCCAACCCCGCGACGUCAACCAAGAAACCUCUGGUGCGCCAACGGCCGGCUUGGUUCCACGUGUGAAGCCGGCAAAGCCCCCCGCGCGUAAUCUCACCGAUAUCGUCGGCGAUGAGGAUGAAUUGCAGUCUACGCAGGGUGUGUAUUCCUCCAAAAACGACAUCCGACCCAAGGCUGGCGCUGGCAAGAACUAUCAUCCCAUAAGGCUGUUUGAUGAAGAUGAAUCCAACGCAAGGUCAUCGCAUUUAUCCCCGGAACGGAAGAAAGCGGACCCCAAGAAGUACGAGCAUUUUAAGUUCGACGAGCGUGAAGACGCGCCAACGCCAGAUGCGGAAACUGCGCGCUCCAAGUCAAAGAAGCAUACCUCACAGUGGGGCUUUGAGGACUUUGUUACUCCAGAGAAGAUUCGGCCCAAGGUUCAUGCCCAGAACGAGAGGCAUUUCGGCUGGAGCGAUGAUGAGGUGAGUACUGCAAUUUCCCUUUACUUAUCCGGAUGCCGAUUGUUAUUUUCUGCGGAUCCUGAAACGUCACCUGUGAAGCGACCAGUCGUUCAUCAACCUCGUGCAGAUGCAGAGACACACUUCGAGAUGAGGGAUGAUGGCACACCUGCUGCGGAACGGACUGCGCACAUCAGCAGCAAAGGUGGAAAGCAUAGUAAAGGACUUGGUCUGUACAAAGAUCCCGUCCUCGGAAGCGAAAACGACGAUGAGCAUGAGGGCAAUGACGGUCCACUCCACAACGUUACGAAGACUGUCAACAACGAAAGUCGCCAAAAGCAUUUUGGCAGUAAAUUUGAAAUUUCCGAUUCCAGUCCUGCGGCUUCUCGUAUGGAGUCGACGUCCACGAAGGAAAACUUGGCGACAGGACCAGGCAAGGCGCGCGGCAUCAACAUUGCAGGAGACGGAAUGGGUGGCCGCAAGGGCUCGUCACGCGCAUGGCUCUUUGGAGAUGAUGAUGAUGACGAUGCAGAUGUUAAGGAUACCCCCGUUGCUAGGCGGAAGCACGCAGAUAAGGCGGAGAGCCAGCCUGCCAAGAAAGGUGGUUUCUGGGACUUUUGA
This is a messenger RNA of Aplosporella prunicola CBS 121167, 1674 nucleotides long. RefSeq lists its product as uncharacterized. The record is from RefSeq and is a predicted model, not a curated record. The transcript is spliced from 3 exons. NCBI's taxonomy places the organism in Eukaryota, Fungi, Ascomycota, Dothideomycetes, Botryosphaeriales, Aplosporellaceae. The coding region runs from base 1 to 1674 and encodes 557 amino acids.